CGUCGCUGUGAGAAAAGCUCCGGCGACCUAAAAUCGUCCGGCGAACCUUCUCCUUCUCGUAUACACGUAUUUCGAAGCAUCCGCGAGGUCAUCGUGUGUUCUGCAUUGUACGGAUCCUCUCCCGAUCGACGACUCAGCUUCCGUUUGGGAAUAUCACACCAGGCAGGAUAACUCCUCUAUGUUUCAAUCCAAUGGUGCCAGUGGAGAAGAGUACCCUGAUUUUAAAUGGGGUGCUAAGAGAGGGGUGGGACGGAAAGAUAGUAAAGUCCGGUUCUAUGAAUCAUUUACCUAUGAGGGCAUCGAGUACCGGCUUUUUGACUGUGCUUAUUUUUAUGUAUGUGGUCAAUGUGAGACUUCAAUUGGGAAGCUUGUCAGCAUGUACGAGACAUCAGCAGGUGAGAAGAAAGUAAAGGUCAUUUGGUUCUUUCGACCUAUUGACAUCCAUCGCUUCUUGGGAGAGUAUGAGCCACAAUGGGAUGAGUUGUUUCUGGCUUGUGGUGAUGAAAAAGGGGUAACCAAUAUCAACGAUGUGGAGACGAUCAUGGGGAAAUGCAAUGUUGUAUGCAUAUCGAAGGACCGAAGAAACCCACCACCAGAAAGAAAUGAGCUGAGGAAAGCUAACUAUGUCUUCUCCCGCACCUUCGAUACAAGGCUGAAAAUUAUAUCAAAAAUCUUUGCAGAUGCAAUAGCUGGAAUUGGAGUGGAGAAAAUUUUCAACAGAAUAAGGGAUAAGCAGCCUGUAAAACGUCUAAACUCAAGCGCAGCUGCCAGUUCCAGGACUUCUCCAGUAAAAAAAAAUCAUCCAGAUUUGGGAUCAACAAAGUUAGAAAAAGAAAAUAACAGAGAUGGAAAGCUGACGAGUAGAACAAGCUCGGGAAAGAAAGUCUCUUUUCUGGAGGAACGUGCUGAUCAUGUACAUGUGAAGAAGAACCCUCUUGUCAAUACUGAUACCAUGCCAAGAGGUCCCAUAACCAAAACCAGAGCAUUUGGGGAGUUACAUGCUUCAGGUUCAUUAGUCGAUGCUAAGCCUUCUAAAAAGAGGAAGCUUAUACUCAACACGCCAGAAACAGAUGAUUCAGAUGAUUCAGGCCCUCAACUAGGAGAGACGAAAUUCAUUAAAAACCCUCCUCUUGUAGAAAAAGCUCCAAGUCAGAACAUCAAGAAAAGCAGCUGGUACAAGAAACUGCCUUUUGAGGAAGAACUAAAAGCGGCUAUAGAAACAAGUAGGGUGCUCUUAAUUGAGAACCUGGAACCAUCAUACACAUCGCUGGAGGUAGAGGAACUUUGUAGGAAAGCUUUCAAUGAAGGAGUUGAUGCUAAGAUGAUCCCUUCUAGUCUCAUGUCUAGUCCACUUAGUGGCAGGGCUCUUGUGAUUUUUGGAACCGCAAAGGCAGCUGAUUCUGCUAUGGCGCGGUUAACUGAAGAGUGCCUGAUGUUACCUGGCCAGAGAGCUCUAAUGGGAAGCAGAAAAGUUCCAGAAGAAAUUGGAAAACUUAGAAGCUUUACUGGCCAUUUUAGCUUGCUAGAUAGAUCUAUGAUGACAGCUCAGAAGAGAAAGGCCGUCUCAACAUCACACUGCACGCAGCCCAACCACAUUGUAGAACCUAUGGCCUUUGAGUGGCUCGCUCGACAGGAAAAGUCAGAAUUGACGUGGAAGAAGUUAUUUGAGAUACAAUCAAAGGAGACUGACAUCCUCAGGCGCAAAAUCUACCAGGAAACCAAAGGGAAGGAACAAUGUGCACAAAAUCCCUUCUCUUAACAACACAGAAACACUUGUCGGUUUUGGUUUAGUUCUGAUGUAAACCCAACCCAUUGUGUCUUUUAGGUGGCAGACUAGGCAGUAACCUUAUACACUAGCAGGUUGAUGCUAAUUUUUGGUAGGGGUACAUAGAGAAACCACUUGACAGGUUUUGAUGUCAUGGAAACUAACGAUCA
Messenger RNA from Capsella rubella, 1935 nucleotides. Its product is annotated as protein ANTI-SILENCING 1. The record is from RefSeq and is a predicted model, not a curated record. Gene Ontology annotation, molecular function: RNA binding; chromatin binding. The transcript has 12 exons. NCBI's taxonomy places the organism in Eukaryota, Viridiplantae, Streptophyta, Magnoliopsida, Brassicales, Brassicaceae. The coding region runs from base 179 to 1759 and encodes 526 amino acids.